Messenger RNA from Caenorhabditis bovis, 261 nucleotides. The record is from the annotation of a GenBank genome assembly. Lineage: Eukaryota; Metazoa; Nematoda; Chromadorea; Rhabditida; Rhabditidae.
AUGGAUAAACACUUUGAGUUCGGGAGCCUCAGCUCCAGUAACACCUUAUUCGACUCAGGACUCUCAUCAGUGUUGACCGGCUCAGCGAGCAAUAGCAUAACGUCGGGUUCUCCGCCAUUGGCUUUCUCCUCCAACUAUAUAGAACGGCCUGAUUCGCUUUUCUCGGAAGUGAAAGUGCCGAAAAGAAAAGCCUCUUCUUUCACCACCUUCUCAUACUCGUACCUUUCCUUUAAUUGUAAGGUGGUAACUACCCGCUAUUGA